AUGGAGCACCUGCUGAACGAUAUUCUACAGAACCCCAGAGGGCCCUCCGUAGGAUAUAUAGAAGAGCGCCUGGAUGGUGUUGACGGGCAGCGCGAGUUUAUAGAGCUCUUGAGGAGUGGAAACGGAAUCGCAUUCACCUAUAUGAAAACAAGGUGCAAGGAAUGGAUUGAGAAUCCGAAGCGGGUCGAUAUGAUACACAAUUCCCAUGACGUCUUAUUCUCGCUGAUCUUCAGGUCCUCAGAGCAAAACUUCGGGAUCCUCUGCUUCUUCUUUGAGACCCUUUAUCUCUAUGGUGCAGCCUGGGAUGGGCUAGUCCGGGACUUGUGUGCAAGUUCAAAUGAGAGGAGCCUAAGAGUCCUGAACCACAUGUUCAACAAGUAUAGGGUCUGCCCAAGGAGUGAUGCCUUGUAUGGGGAAAUAAUCGGCAACAUAGAGCUGUGCCAGGAUAUAUUCAAGAAGGCAUACUUUGAGUCUCUUUCUGAGGACGAAAAUAUCCUUGGAAUGUUUCACUCUUUGGUGUUUCAGGAUAUCCAUCCCUUUUUCGAGAACAACGCAGAUAAGUUCAUAGGGUCUUUUUGUAAGCUUUUGCGUAAGAACGUGCUUCAGAAGGAUGUGUGUGAGAUUUUCAACCUCUUUGUGACGAAGUAUCCUGAGUGUGUCGAUAUGACCAGAAUCCUAGGCGUUGUUCUAACGACGAUAACAGAGUUUGAUUAUUUGAAAUACAGUGUUCUGCUCAACAUUGUGAAAAGGAAGAGCUAUCCUGUUCUCUCCAAGUUCUCGGCUGCACUUGCGAAUGCAAUAAAACUAGGUGCAUAUGUGACUGAGAACGAAAUUGAGGAAAUGAGCGAGGAUGUUCUGCUAUACUCAAGAAAUCUUCUGAAAGGCUAUGACGUGAAUAGAGGAAUAAUAAUCGAAAUGAUCGGGCAUCUAAAAAAGGUCUUUGGUGAUGGAUGGGAAAGAGCACUUAUUGACGAUGAGGCUGCUACACCGAUGGAUGAGGAGAGACUGAUAUUUUUGUGCAUGGCCCUGAGGAUGAGGUUUGAGCAGGCAGUCAGUAGAUGCAUUAGUACAAUUCGAAACAGCAAGUCCAUAGGGUACCUUGGAGUUAUCUCCUUCCGAUAUUUAUUAUCUGUCGAUAGCCAAGCAAUUAUUGAUCCCGAGUAUAUCAGCCGAGGAAACCCUGCAUCGUUUCUUGCAAUGGCAUAUCUGAGUAAGUGCGUUGAGGGAUGUGAGUCCUUGGCAUCCCUCGAGUCCUAUUCGGCAAAGUAUGCAGAAGGAGAUCGAAUGGCAUGUGAAAAGAUAGGCGGGAUUGAAUGCUGCACAAAAAUCAUAAACCAGUUGAUGGCGUUUCUUGAAGGAAGCAUCGAGGAUGAGUUCUCUUCACAGCUGAUUCAGAGAAUGAUUAGAAUCAAUCCUUCCUUGGUAAGUCCUGGAGUUGUAAGAUUUAUUGACGGGUUUGUGUGGAAGAAUGUUAGGAACAUCAACUCACCCCAGGCCUAUGUGUAUCUACUUGAUGUUCAGGGACUUGUCUUUUUGAAGACCGGAGAUAAUGCCUGGGCCCUGAAUCUGGUGCAGACUGUGCUUAGUGAGGAGAUAUUUGAGAUAUACUCCUCCUCUCUGUUUCUUCUUGCCGUUGUUGUCUUACACUCGUCUGGAGACUUCUCAUCUGUUGUAGAGAUAAUAAGGCAGGAAAAUCUGUGGAAGACUAAAGAGCUCUUGCCAAGCAUGGUGUGCCUCACAAUAUCUCUUUUCAAGACGGGAUAUUGUAGCAAGGAACAGGUGGAUUAUAUCGUCAGGUACCUGUCAGAAAUCAGUAUCCAUCAUGCCUAUGUCCUUCUCAGCAGUACUGCUGUUUCGGGAAAUUACAUCGAAUGGAUUAAGGGAGAAAACGUGGAAGAGGAGUUUAUUCUUGCUACUGCCCUAAGGUGCAGAGGGCUGAUCGACACUGAGAUGUAUAAGGGAAUAUAUGCCAAAAGCCUUCAAUACUUCAGGGAGAAUUUCAUAACAAAGAGAAAUGCCAGGCGGGUUCUUCGGGGACUGAAGCGGGGGGCGGAAGACUUUGGAGAGAACGAAGCUUAUGAAGUAAUGGAGAGGAACAAGCAUAACAUUGGAUACGAGAACAUCCCUUUCAGUGUGGCGGUGGCCUUUGAGCUUUAG
This is a messenger RNA of Encephalitozoon hellem ATCC 50504, 2157 nucleotides long. RefSeq lists its product as uncharacterized. The record is from RefSeq and is a predicted model, not a curated record. NCBI's taxonomy places the organism in Eukaryota, Fungi, Microsporidia, Unikaryonidae. The coding region runs from base 1 to 2157 and encodes 718 amino acids. The transcript has a single exon.